This is a messenger RNA of Spea bombifrons (plains spadefoot toad), 3128 nucleotides long. RefSeq names its product leucine zipper like transcription regulator 1 (gene LZTR1). The transcript is spliced from 20 exons. The coding region runs from base 65 to 2437 and encodes 790 amino acids. The record is from RefSeq and is a predicted model, not a curated record. Gene Ontology annotation, cellular component: Golgi apparatus. Gene Ontology annotation, molecular function: protein binding. NCBI's taxonomy places the organism in Eukaryota, Metazoa, Chordata, Amphibia, Anura, Pelobatidae.
GCUCCUCAUACCGCAUCUACAUCACCAGGGCCCUCGUUGGAUGGUCUGACAGUCGCUGAGCCCCAUGGCGUGCAAGUCUAAGGUGGCUCCUAGUGUUGACUUUGAUCACAGUUGUUCUGACAGUGUUGAGUACCUGACUCUGAAUUUUGGCCCUUUUGAGAGUGUGCACCGAUGGAGGAGGCUCCUUCCCUGCGAUGAGUUUGUGGGAGCUAGGCGCAGUAAACACACAGUGGUGGCUUAUAAAGAUGCUAUCUAUGUCUUCGGUGGUGACAAUGGGAAGAACAUGUUAAAUGAUCUGUUGAGGUUUGAUGUGAAGGACUGUUCCUGGUGCAGGGCUUUUACUACGGGAAGCCCCCCAGCACCAAGGUAUCACCAUUCUGCAGUGGUUUACGGAAGUAGUAUGUUUGUGUUUGGCGGCUAUACUGGUGACAUCUAUUCCAACUCCAACCUGAAGAAUAAAAACGACCUUUUUGAGUACAAAUUCGCAACUGGUCUAUGGGCAGAGUGGAAAGUCGAAGGAAGAUUACCAGUGGCCAGGUCAGCACAUGGCGCCACUGUAUAUAGUGACAAGCUGUGGAUUUUUGCUGGAUAUGAUGGAAAUGCAAGAUUAAAUGAUAUGUGGACCAUUGGUUUGCAGGACCGUGAGCAAGCUUGUUGGGAACAGAUCGAACAGAGCGGAGAGAUCCCACCUUCUUGUUGUAACUUUCCGGUGGCAGUUUGCAGGGACAAAAUGUUUGUUUUUUCUGGUCAAAGUGGAGCCAAGAUCACAAACAACCUAUUUCAGUUUGAGUUUACUGAGAAAGUCUGGAUGCGUAUCCCCACAGAGCACCUCUUACGUGGGUCACCUCCGCCCCCCCAGAGACGCUAUGGGCACACUAUGGUGGCUUUCGACCGGCACCUGUACGUGUUUGGCGGGGCAGCAGAUAACACUCUGCCCAACGAGCUGCAUUGCUAUGAUGUAGAUUCGCAGACCUGGGAAGUCAUCCAGCCGAGUGUAGACAGCGAGGUGAAUGUGUUUUUUUUGCAGCUGCCCAGUGGCCGUUUAUUCCAUGCCGCUGCUGUUAUAUCUGAUGCGAUGUACAUCUUUGGUGGGACAGUAGAUAACAAUGUGAGGAGUGGGGAAAUGUAUCGAUUUCAGUUUUCUUGCUACCCAAAGUGCACUUUACAUGAAGAUUACGGCAGGCUGUUCGAGAACCAGCAGUUUUGUGAUAUUGAAUUUAUUCUGGGAGAGAAAGAAGAGAGGGUGCGUGGGCACAUUGCUAUAAUAACCGCUCGAUGUGCGUGGCUUAGAAAGAAGAUCAUGCAAGCCAAAGAGAGAGAAAGACAGGUAUGCGCACACAUGAAAUCGAAGCAGGAUCUAGAAGACGAGUGUCAAGGUUCACAGCAAAAGCAGGAAAACACUAAUGGUCAUAUCAAAGGGUCCCGAUCCCAGUCCAUGAUGGAAGUGGCCAUCCGCGAUGCUGAGGCUCGGCCCUUUGAGCUACUGAUGCAGUUCUUGUACACCGACAAGAUUAAAUAUCCCCGGAAAGGUCAUGUACAGGAUGUCCUUCUCAUCAUGGACGUAUACAAGCUCGCCCUACACUUCAAGCUGUCCCGCCUGGAGCAGCUGUGUGUUCAGUACAUUGAGGCCUCUGUUGACCUUCAAAAUGUCCUUGUAGUGUGUGAAAAUGCCAACAAACUGCAGCUGGACCAGCUAAAGGAGCACUGCUUAAAUUUUGUGGUAAAGGAGUCCCACUUUAACCAAGUAAUAAUGAUGAAGGAAUUUGAGCACCUAUCCUCUUCUCUGAUUGUGGAGAUCGUUCGCAGGAAGCAGCAGCCUCCCAUCCGGAUCCACUCUGAUCAGCCCGUUGAUAUAGGUACUUCUUUGGUCCAGGAUAUGAAGGCAUGCCUGGAGGGCGCAGGGAGAGAUUUCUGUGACAUCACUCUGCUGUUGGACGGACACCCCAGACCGGCGCACAAAGCCAUCUUAGCUGCCAGAUCAAGCUAUUUCGAGGCUAUGUUCCGCUCCUUCAUGCCUGAGGACGGACAAGUGAAUAUCUCGAUUGGUGAAAUGGUGCCGAGUAAGCAGGCGUUUGAAUCUCUCCUGCGAUAUAUUUACUACGGGGAGGUGAACAUGCCUCCUGAAGAUUCCCUCUACUUAUUUUCUGCCCCAUAUUACUAUGGCUUCUUCAGUAAUAGGCUUCAGGCAUAUUGCAGGCAGAACCUGGAGAUGAAUGUGACCGUGGAAAAUGUACUUCAGAUAUUAGAAGCAGCUGACAAGACCCAAGCUCUGGACAUGAAGAAACAUUGUCUUCACAUCAUAGUCCAUCAGUUCACCAAGGUCGCCAAGCUGCCGAGCCUGCGAUUACUGAGCCAGCCUUUGCUCAUCAACAUAAUCGAAUCCCUGGCUAGUCACAUCUCUGACAAGCAGUGCGCCGAGCUGGGCUCUGACAUCUGAGAAGCUCUCUGGGACCCUGACGUUGUCUGGAAAUAUCUACCUGAACUUAAAACCAUUCCCCGUUGGCGCAGUAUAGUCGUCGUUACCAAACCAAAACAUGGGACCAAGAAAAUGGCACAUACAUAGCAGUGGGUUACCUGGAAGAAACAAACAGCGCAGUGCUUUAUGUCUUGAUGUGGACCUGUAGGGAAUAAGACUUCUGAUCUAAAGAAGACCAGGCUUCCAAUGUAUCAGGGAAGAUGAGUGAAUGAAAGAACAAAAACACACUUCUCUCCAUCAGUAUUUGUUCCGUAAGUCAGGUCACCCUCUGAAACCUUUUAAAAAAUGACACAACAGCUAUGGGAAGGUUAGAAAACAAACACAUGCAGAAACUGGAUAGUCCUUGAGCCCUCUCCUCCUUAUGAAGGUGGGACUUCCAGACUGACCCAGGAGACAUACAGUAAGACGUGCCAGAACCACUCACAGCUAGCCACAUAGACUACUUCAUUACACCCGGCUCCUGCUACCACUGAAAAUGGACAAGAUUUAUUGCGUAACCCUUCUUUUCUUCAUCUAGAUAACAGUUAUUACACAGUUUAUGGUAGUCUGAAUAUGCACUUUUAUAGUAGGGAUUUAGCCUCUCGUAAUAUAUCCGUCGGGAUGGUAGUAAGUAUCACCUUGGAUGUGUGUCUCUGACACAAUGCAUUAGCAU